AUGGCUGACACUGCCGGCUAUCCAACCGAAGGCAAGUUGGAUGCUCACAACAACAUUCAUACCAAUAAGCGAAAGCGAGACACCCGCGACCAAGGCAUCAAUCGACCCGCCCCCCACAGCUCCAACAACGACCUGACCGACCAGGCCACGGCCUCGUUUCUAGCCGCCCACAACGCGGCCGACGACGACAUGCAGCAGCAGUUCGACGUACACCACAAUGGCGGAACCAACACGGCGAGUGUUGGCGACACUGCUGCCGCCGCCCUAGCCUACCAUCAGAUGACGGUACCCCAAGCUACUGAACUACAGUUUCAAACACAAAACUCUGGCGAUGGUUCUUUCGGCAUGGGCGACCAUGGUCAGCAACAGACGCCCAUGCAAGACUUCAGCCUCGAGGCUCUGAAAGCUGUCACCUCAUCAGGCCGCCCAGGCCAAAGCGCACCGAGCGACUCCCCUCCACAAAGCGCUACCCACAAGCCUCAGGUUGGCACAGAAGAGUGGCACAAGGUCCGGAGGGACAAUCACAAAGAAGUUGAACGUCGUCGUCGUGAGACCAUCAACGAGGGAAUCAACGAAUUGGCCAAGAUCGUCCCCGGCUGCGAGAAGAACAAGGGUUCCAUUCUGCAAAGAGCCGUACAAUUUAUUACUCAACUUAAGGAGAAUGAGCAACAGAAUAUUGAAAAGUGGACGCUUGAGAAACUUCUCACCGAGCAAGCCAUUACCGAGCUCAGUGCCAGCUGCGAUAAGUUCAAGGCUGAAUGCCAGAGGGCUUGGGACGAAUGCCAGAUCUACAAGAGGGCCUGUGAAAACAAUGGCAUCAUGCCGGACGAGAUCAAGGAGCGCCAAGAGAACGGCGAGCAAACGGGUGCAAGUAACAUGUAA
Molecule: messenger RNA, 882 nt
Organism: Pyrenophora tritici-repentis Pt-1C-BFP
Lineage: Eukaryota; Fungi; Ascomycota; Dothideomycetes; Pleosporales; Pleosporaceae
Product: HLH domain containing protein
Cellular component (GO): nucleus
Molecular function (GO): protein dimerization activity; DNA-binding transcription factor activity
Source: RefSeq, a predicted model, not a curated record